Molecule: messenger RNA, 1631 nt
Organism: Salvelinus namaycush (lake trout)
Lineage: Eukaryota; Metazoa; Chordata; Actinopteri; Salmoniformes; Salmonidae
Gene: hepacam2
Product: HEPACAM family member 2
Exons: 9
Coding region: 73-1476 (467 amino acids)
Source: RefSeq, a predicted model, not a curated record
CCUCCCUCCCUUACUGUCACAGUCUCUUUCCAGAGCAGACUACUAACUCCUCAGAGGAUAUAGGAUACACUAAUGGAGGGCCCUGGAAGAAGGACCUUUAUCGCUCUGUGCCUCUACACUGCACUACUUACUCUCUCAGAAGUAAACUCAGAGAUCGUCCAUAUUCCGUCCGUGCUCCAUGGCGUCAAAGGGAAGUCCCUCCUCCUUUCCGUGGAGACUUACUUCCGAUUGGAGGACGUUGAGAUCCAGGGCAGCUGGUACCAGACCCGGCCAGGGGGCCCCAAAACCCUGCUGGUGACAUUCCACAACCACACAGUCAUCAUGCUGGCCUCGAUGAGACACAGGAACCGCUACUUUUUCCAGCCCCCCAACGCCUCUCUCCUGAUCCCCAGACUGGACGAGGCGGCGGAGGGAGACUAUCACCUGGACCUGGACAUUCACUUCCCCCAGAGACAGGAGCUCGUCCGGGCCGAGAGGACUGUCCACGUCACCGUCGAUGUACCUGUGUCCACUCCAGUUAUCCAGAAGACACCAUCUUCUACAGUUGUUGAGGACAAGGAGAACGUGACGUGGACCUGUAGGGUGGAGAACGGAACCAGGGUCCAGUACCAGUGGCUGAGGAACGACAUGCCCCUAGAUGCUAGUGAUCGCCAUCAGUUUUCCCAGGACAACUCUACUCUGGUGAUAAGCCCUGUGAGGAAGAAGGACAUUGGACAGUACCGCUGCCUGGCCAGGAACCACAUCAGCCAGAGACAGAGCCACACCCUGGACCUCAGUGUCUUCUAUGGCCCCUACAACCUGGCUGUGAAGUCUGACCAUGGUCUGCGAACUGGAGAGGUCUUCACAGUGAACCCUGGUGAGCUGGUGUUCUUCGACUGUCAGGCCGACUCCAACCCUCCCAACAGCUGUAUGUGGAUCUCUAAGACCAACAACGCCACUGAGGUCAUCACUGUGGGACUGCGCCUGGAGGUCACCUCCUACAAACUGGCCCAGGCCGAGGAGUUCCUGUGUAGGGCGUUUAACAAUGUGACCCAGAAGCAGGACGAGACCCAGUUCACCCUGGUGGUGGCCAGCCUGGGGACAGGACAGGAGAGAUAUGUCCAGGAGAGCAGAUCAUUCUCUCCUCUGGCUGCCAUCACUCUGUCCUGUCUGUUCAUUAGCUGUAUGUUACUGGUCUACUUCAGAAGGAGUUGUCAUCAUCCCAAGAGAGUUCUCAUGAACAUCUAUAACAGACCUUUGACAGAACAGAGAGGCCCACACCGUUCGGGUCAUGAGGAUGCAACGGAAGACUUUGGCAUCUAUGAGUUUGUCUCUAUACCUGGGAAAAUGGAAUCUACACAGGCAUCCAGCAGAUCUCUGGCACACCUAGAGUCUGUCCAGGAUUUGCAUACCACCAUCUAUGAUGUCAUCAGGCACAUCCCUGAAACUCCCACGCUGGCUACCCAGAGUCUGCUGGGAAAGCAGUGUGAAGGUUAACCAGAGACCAGAGUAUCCCAAAUUGCAUCCCAAAUUGAACUAUUUUUCCCUAUAUAAGAAUACAUAUAUCCUGAGUGUCGCAGCGGUCUAAGGCACUGCAUCUCAGUGCUAGAGGCGUCACUACAGACCCUGGUUCAAUCCCGGGCUGUAUCACA